Condylura cristata (star-nosed mole) is the source of this 6167-nucleotide messenger RNA. It is a transcript of the gene EIF4E3, whose product is annotated as eukaryotic translation initiation factor 4E family member 3. The record is from RefSeq and is a predicted model, not a curated record. NCBI's taxonomy places the organism in Eukaryota, Metazoa, Chordata, Mammalia, Eulipotyphla, Talpidae. Gene Ontology annotation, molecular function: translation initiation factor activity; RNA 7-methylguanosine cap binding. Bases 336 to 692 code for a protein of 118 amino acids. Gene Ontology annotation, biological process: translational initiation. Gene Ontology annotation, cellular component: eukaryotic translation initiation factor 4F complex. The transcript has 8 exons.
CUGGGCCCAGGACACCAGGUGGCGACAAGUCGCGGUUGGCCCCAGGGGCUGUGGGGUCACCUUCUCUUCCUCCUUUCUACCACCCCAAGUCGUCUGAGUUGCGUGUUACACAGUGAGGGAGCACCUUUGCCUGGAUCUCCAGCUACCUGCGUUCUAGUCCUGCCUCUGUCUUUUCCUAGAGCUGUGGCCUCAGAUCCCUCCCUGGUGCCACUGCAGCCGAGUGUGCAUCCAAUCUGAAGAAAAUUUACACAGUACAGACAGUGCAGAUAUUCUGGAGUGUAUACAAUAAUAUUCCUCCUGUGACUAGCCUGCCUUUGAGAUGUAGUUAUCAUUUAAUGAGAGGAGAGAGGCGACCACUUUGGGAAGAGGAGAGUAAUGCAAAGGGUGGUGUUUGGAAGAUGAAAGUUCCCAAGGACAGCACGUCCACAGUUUGGAAAGAGUUGUUAUUAGCGACUAUCGGGGAACAAUUCACAGACUGUGCUGCUGCAGAUGACGAAGUCAUAGGAGUUAGUGUCAGUGUUCGGGACCGAGAAGACGUCGUCCAAGUCUGGAAUGUAAAUGCCUCUUUAGUGGGAGAAGCAACCGUUUUAGAAAAGAUCUAUGAACUUCUGCCACACAUAUCUUUUAAAGCAGUAUUUUAUAAACCCCAUGAAGAGCAUCAUGCUUUUGAAGGUGGACGUGGAAAACACUAAUUGCACUCUGUAAAGAAUUCUUUGUCCUUUGCUGAUUGGUUUUGGACACGGUCUUAACAGGAGGGAGAGUGAAGAGAAGACUUGCCGAAGCCCGAUGCUGGUCAAUUUAGAGUGGGUUUCUGUCCUUGCAGAUUGGGCAAUUAGGACGCAAAGUGGCAGGUGGGGUGGGGGGGAGAUUGUGUGGGUUUCUACAGUCACGUUACAUGCUUUUUUUAUUUUUGGCUUUCUAAAUUCUCUGUUCCUUUCACUCUGAUUUUUUUUUUGCCCUUUUAAAUUCCUUAUUCAGUCUAAUUAUUGUUUUCUACACUCCCCUUUCAUUGAGGCACAAGAAAUCGGUUUCCCUUUCAGUAGCUCUGCUGUACCUAGUUAAUGAGAAUAUGCAUAAUCGUGACAAUAAUGCUUUUGAAAACCACACUGUACUUGGAGGAAUGCUAGCUUGGUGAAACCUGUCUUUUGAUUAUUUGUUGUGACACAUUCCUACCUACUAUGCACUGGGCAUUGUUUUCUCUGUCCCAAGGGGGAAAAAAAACGUAUUUAAUUUGAUUUUGCACUGACAGCACACAUAUCUUUUAUUUUUCCUUUUUAAAACAUUUUUUAGUGAUAAAAGGAAAAUAAUAGUUGGGUUGUCUAAUAUGUAAACUAUAAUCACAGUUGAAUAUCAGGCUGUAAACCAGACUCUAGGUCUCUGGGCCCUCUAUGGAAAGAUUUCUAAGCAGAAUUUCUGUUCAGCCUUUUUCAAAUGAAGGCUUAGAGUCAUAGCAAGGGAUUUCUCCCAGUAGAAAACCUAUUUCUGAUUUAAAGAUAAGUGAUAUUUUAAUUGUUUGAAAAAUUUCUUCCAAAUUUUGAGGGCAUGUACUUGGUCCUUUCCAAAUCAAUGCCAACACAUUUUGUUAUAUGGUCCCCUUUUUCUGUUCAUGGUAUAUGCUCUUCCUGACGUCUGUAGUCCUACCUGGCCUCCCUUUUUCUUUUAUGAACAAGACGUUAAACUUUAUUUCCAGGAGGAAUAUGAACAUUCACAAAGUUGAACUUUGAGUAUACUCUGUUCAUAUUAGUUAUUAGAAUUGUUGAUUUUAAAUAUAUAUAUAGUCAUUUACCAAAGACAUACUGGUAUUAGCAGAAGGAAAUGGCUACUCAAUGGAACACUGAAACUUCCUCUAAACGUGACAGUUUCCUCUUUCAGCUCUGCUAAGCCUCCUCCUGCUUUUACAUGAUAAAAAGGCAGGCCUUAGGAGACCCUUCCUCCUCCUGACUUGGUUUUGGAGUCAGGAGAACACGCACAUGCUUAUACACUUCACAGAAGGGCUUGCACCAGGAUCUUUAAUUCCUCUCUCAGCUUUGACCAGCAGAGAUAGAGGUCUACUUCCAGUCCCCAACAUGUGUUUGUAAAUAAAAUCCUCCAGGCCUUUAAAAGGACUUUCAACAGUAUCUAUUUAUGAAAACUGCUCUUCAUAUGCAAUACUAACCAUAUCAACUAUAACAGUGACAGUAGUUUUUAAAUAAUUGUUUCUAAACUUGAGUUUCUUCAGUGAUUUCAAAAUGAGGUAUAAAAAUAUCAGAUCCAUUUUUCAAAACCCUGGAAAUAGUUUCUCUAAACAUUGUACUAACAUCCACUUGAUUUUAAAUUGUUUAUUAAGGAUUUUUAAAGAAUUAUUCUGGACAUAAAUUAAAAUUCUUUUUUAUAAGAUACGUAUUUUUCUUAUAGAUUAGGAAAAAUAUCAUUGACCUACGUUCAUUGUAAUUGUCAUAUCUUUCACAAGUAAAUAGAUCAUGAAUCAUUUUUAUUUUUGAACUUUAUUUAAAGCAUUGUGAUAUGAUCCAAUUUUCAUGUAUGUAGCCUUUGAAAUAAAAUAAUAAAUAGGAAUGUUAGGUUCACAUCAGUGUUUUCUAGUUUCUGUUGUUUAUGAUUAUGGAACUUUUGUCCUGCAGAAAUGCUCAACUAUUUCUUACCCUGUAGCAAAUACCAACUAUAAAAGGACUUAAUUCGCCAAAUGUCAAGCACCUAUCAUCUAAAUUAAGAGGAUUUGGUCAGAUUUUGCUUAGGACAUUGUUUUAAUUGAAUAGUUCAUAGUGGACUUUGUAUGAACUAAGCUGAUUUAAUCAGUUUUAAAGCCUCUCGUUACCUUCUUGGAUUAAAGGAGCUAAUACUCAGGAUGCCAAGAAAUAUUUGUGGGGCAUGUGACCUUUGUAUUAUGGAAGUGUACCCAUCCCGGCCAUUGCUGGGGAACAUGCGAAACAGCAGUAGAGUCUGCGUUUCUCAGCCGACUCCUCGCAAGUGCUGCCUCAGCUCCCUGCACAGAGCCACACAGAAGCCAGAGCUCACUUUCUAGUCUCUGUGACGCAGAGCUAGGGACUCUGAUGGAAAUCAACAUGCUUUUUCUCCUCUUGUUAGGACCUAGGCUGUCAUACUAUAGGUGGGAAAAUUACAACCACUAAAUAAGCACGAAUAAUACCCUUCUCUAUAUUUCAGUUUUCUCUAUAUUGUGAGAAACUUCUCUAUAUUUCAGUUUUCUUUUGUAAUCUCUUCUGAAGUGUGUACUAAAUUUUUAAAUUUCUUCCACCCCACCACCACUUUUUCACACUUCCAAAGUGAGGGUAUAGUUUACAGUAAAUAUGUACAUUGAAUAUAAUGUGGCUAUUAAAUUCAUCAUAAAAAUGAUGGGGGAGAGGCUGCCAAAGGGGGAAUACAACUCCAGUAAACUUUAAAUAAGUUUAACAUGAUUGACUCUCUCUCAGCUCUCUUCUUCAGGUAGCUCACCUCACACUAUACACACAGUCACAAGACACUAUGAUUGAAAGAAGGUUUAUAAAUUGGGUUCACUGGGCAUUAAAUACGAUCUACCAAUGGAGCCUUGAUGUCUGCAGACUACACCCAGUCCAGGCUUCCUUAAACCAGGAACACUGCAGACUGUUAGCCUGACCAACCUCUACCCCCCCCCCCCAAAGCUGGUCACCCCACCAAGCUCGGUGUCUGAUUCAGCCUGCUCUCUGACAUGACUGACAGAAUCAGAUGUCAUCCUUAUACUCGGCUCUCAUUUCCUCCCUCUGCCUCUCAGUGGCUGAGGCAGUAUGAGAGUUUGGUGUUUGAAAAUAACCUCAUUCUGAGAGGAAGUAGUUUUUUUUUUUUUUUUUAAAUGAGAAACCUAGUUUUGAGAGGAUCCCAACUUUCGCGCUUCCGUGGCACCGACAGCAUUUGGAGCUGUCACAUGGUGGCGCUGCCUUCCAGCUGACCAUUCUGGCUCAGCAGCAUAAGAUAUCCAGCUGUUUGUGUAAUCAUUUGAAAAUUCUUCUGCAUUUUGCUCUUAUGAUAUUAUAAAAAUUUGCUUCGAUACUACUGGUAAGAGUUUAGCUCUCCUAUACCUAAUAAAAAUCUAUUAAAGAUAGAACUCUCUGGAUGGGAUCUCAGGUUCUCAUUGAGCCUUUGAACAGUGAUUAAGAAAAGAAUGCAAGUAACAUACAGGAAAUAUCAGAAAUAUUUUGUCAAAUUUCAUGCUCAAAAGGAGAAGUUAAAUUAGGGUUUUAUUAUUUUAUUUUCCAACAUGGAACACCCUUUAAAAUGUAAGCAUAUUGUUCACUUUUCUUAUAUUGUAUUUUUCUGUAGGAUUUCACUCAUUAUAAUGAAAGUAGAGGACUGCCUGUAGGUAGCUUAUUUCUUAAAAUAAUAUAUUCAGAUCUAUUAAAAAAAGAAAACUUUAAGUGUGUGGAGAUUCAGGAUUGUAAAAAUCCUGGAUAUUAAUAACUGAGAGGAAUCAAGGAAAAGGAAAAUGAUAGGAAAUGAGGGCAGGGGAAACCCUGUUGGACUGAUGCUUCUGUGUAGCUAUUAGAGCAGGGUCUUCCUCUCCUCCCAGGAAGAAAAAUGUGCAUUUAGAUUCCUCAUACAUUUGCUUGUAUGGCUCUGUUUUUGUUUUCUAUUUUUACAUUUCCUUCAAAAUCUAAGAAUACUUAUUUAGGCUAAAGCCACCAUCUUGUAUUGUAGAGAGACUUGCUGGUACAACUCACAGACUCUUCAGAAUUUUCAAGUGGAAGGGACCUUUGAGAUCAUCUACCAGUGCUUGUUAGACACCUUCACAUGUAGCGGAAUCACUGUAGUGCUCACUUAAUAUGCAGACUUCUCAGCCCUAACCACAGAGGUUCUGAUUCAGUAUAUUAGGAAGAUGUAGGCUCUGCUUUUAUAGAAGCUACUCCUAUAACUCUAAUGGGGGUGAUCUUCAACUUCAACUUCACUUGACCACCCCUGCCCCAUACGUGCACAUAACAAAUGAGAAAAGCCUCAAAAUCGCCCAAGCUCUCCAAGGUGACCUGAUUUGAGAAUGUGUAAUACCAACAAAGCUUGUGAAGCCUUGUUGCUAAGACUUGAAAAGAUAGUAAUGGUACAUAAGAACUCUAGCAUCAUAGAAGUCGGCGGUAGCCUCUCUGGAAGUCCAUACUAUACAGCCUUUACCACAAAGGCUUUCUCUCUUCUAAAUACUGUUUCAACCUGUUAAGACAAAAGAAAUUAAUGUUCAGAAAAAAGUAGUUACUCUGUAUGUGCAGCAGCUACUUUUCUAUAUUGUCUAUGGCACCUGGGUUUCAGCAUCAUUGAACAAGAUUAAAUGAGUGUUAUAGAGCUAUAAAAUUGCAUGUAAAAUAAUGCAAAACUGUUCAAAUAACUAUUAAAGUAGCCUGGGAAUGAACAUACACUAAAAUUGCCACUCCUAGGUGUAACUUAGGUAAAGUGUUAACUAAACUGGAGGGAUUCUUUAAUACAUACAAGUAUCAAAACAAAUAGCAUUCCCUAAACUAUGUAAAUGGUAAGCAAGUCAUCAUGAAGUCAGUAUUUUUUGUUUAUCAUUGCUACUAAAAUUUAGAGUCCCAUUGUUUAUGUGUGUGUUGAAUGUACUUUAUUAGAAUAUCCAAUAAAGUAACCUUUUGGAUAUUCUAUGCUUUUGUGUCCUUCAGAAAUCAUGAGGUUGAAGGAAUUCUGUGUUAAAUGUUUUUGUUUGGGUUGCUGCCUGAAAAAAUUUCCUGCUCAUUGAAUGAAAUGCAAGGUUUAAUGAAAACUUCAAUUUCUAAUGUUGAAAAGUCAGAGCUUUUCUUAAUAUUUUAUUUUAGAAUAGCUGUCUACGCACCGUUUUUAUAACUGUAACUUUGCAAUGGAGAAAUGAGUAUGAAGUAAAUAACUGUUACUGAAUUUUCUACAGGAAAUUAAUUGCCCCCUCAUCUUUUUACAAACAAAGAAAAGUCUUUUAAUGAAGGUUUAAGAGGGUGAAAAUUUCAGUCACAGCAUUUUACAUUAUAUAAUGAAUGGAAUGGGGUCUAUUAAAAGACAUUGAGCAUUUAAAUAAACUGAGUUUUUAUUUUCACUAGAGCUGCUGGUUUUGUAAGCGUACAUUAAACUUCCCCCAAAUUUCUCAGUCCUUUAUCCAGUUGGACUUAAAAUCACUGUAUGGUUUUUAAAUGGUUUUUAACUGUCUUCUCAAUUGUUGUUCAAUAGCAAGC